AAACUGAACUUGUGGCUCGAGUGCAUUUACCUCCAUUCUCAUACACUUCCUUAAAUUGCUCUCUUUAACUCCCCAUCAACCCUCUCUCUCUCUCUCUCAAAGCUUUAUUAAACUUUGAGAGAGACUCUAAUUAGUCAUUCCACUAUCCAUGGCAGCCGCCAGAAUUUCCUUCACUUCAACCUCAAGAACCAUUUAUUUCCGCCAUAGCCCAUUUCUUGGCCCAAAACCCACCUCAAUCUCACCAAUCUCUCCAUUUUCUCCUAAUUUGGGCGCAAUUCUGAAGUCUAAAAGAAAACCCAGUUUCACUGUUUGCUUCGUCCUUGAAGAUGAAAAGUUGAAACCCCAAUUUGAAAGUGGGGCUGAAGAGAUUGAGAAGAAGAUUGAAGAGCAGAUCUCAGCGACGCAUUUGGCGGAGAAAUUGGCGAGGAAGAAAUCGGAGAGGUUUACUUAUCUUGUGGCUGCGGUUAUGUCUAGUUUUGGCAUUACUUCUAUGGCUGUUAUGGCAGUUUAUUACAGAUUUUAUUGGCAAAUGGAGGGUGGACAAGUUCCUUUAUCCGAAAUGUUUGGUACAUUUGCUCUCUCCGUUGGUGCUGCUGUAGGAAUGGAGUUUUGGGCAAGGUGGGCUCAUAGAGCGUUGUGGCAUGCUUCUCUGUGGCACAUGCACGAGUCACACCACAAACCAAGAGAAGGACCUUUCGAGCUAAAUGAUGUUUUCGCCAUAAUCAACGCCAUUCCAGCAAUAGCCCUCCUCAACUAUGGUUUCUUCCACAAAGGCCUCAUUCCCGGCCUCUGCUUUGGUGCUGGGCUAGGGAUCACAGUAUUUGGGAUGGCAUACAUGUUCGUUCACGAUGGUUUAGUUCACAAGAGAUUCCCCGUUGGACCUGUAGCCGAUGUGCCUUAUUUUAGGAAGGUGGCUGCAGCUCAUUCGCUCCAUCACUCAGAGAAGUUCAGGGGUGUCCCAUAUGGCUUGUUCUUAGGACCUAAGGAACUGGAAGACGUAGGAGGACUUGAAGAGUUGGAAAAGGAAGUGAAUCGAAGGAUAAAACUUUCAAAGGGAUCAUGAAUGAUUGGUCAUUGUUGAUAAUACUCUUAUCACGUAUGCCUUCGUGGGGGAAUUUUUUGAUGUAUUUGAGAGUACAGAGAAAAUGUAGCUCUAUUAAUGAAUGAAUUUGUAUUUAUUUAGGCUCUUAUUCAGUAAGAGAAGAAAAAAAAAUAGAUGUAUAUUAGAAGCUACAAAACCAGCAAUGUCUGUCUCUCUGUCUCUCCCCGUCUAUUUUGUUGCCAAGUCUCAAGGCUAAAAAGGAGAAAAAAUUGAAUGUC
Lycium ferocissimum is the source of this 1320-nucleotide messenger RNA. RefSeq names its product beta-carotene hydroxylase 2, chloroplastic. Gene Ontology annotation, cellular component: chloroplast. The transcript is spliced from 7 exons. Gene Ontology annotation, biological process: carotene metabolic process; xanthophyll biosynthetic process. The record is from RefSeq and is a predicted model, not a curated record. Gene Ontology annotation, molecular function: iron ion binding; beta-carotene 3-hydroxylase activity. NCBI's taxonomy places the organism in Eukaryota, Viridiplantae, Streptophyta, Magnoliopsida, Solanales, Solanaceae. Bases 149 to 1063 code for a protein of 304 amino acids.